AUGCACUCCACUCCGGCUCCGCAACUCGAUGCACUGAGCGUCUUGCCGCCCGAGAUCCUCACCGCCAUCUUCCUGCAACUCGACGACCCUCCAACACCUUUGUCCCGCCGUCUCCUGCCCUACUCUCGCGCCGCCCGACUCCAGCAUGUCGAGAUUUCCUCUUAUAAGCAGCUCCUCCUCUUCGUUCGGACGCUCAGCACGGUGCAAGGGACAGGCAGGCUCGUCAAAUCCUUCUCGACGAACCUGCGGGAGGAGACGGAGAGGCUCAUCGCGAUCGAGCGGCCGACGCUUAACAGCCUUCUCGGCGAUGCAUUCGCACUCAUGCCGGCGGUGAAAGAGGUCAUCGCGACCAACUGGGUCGUCUCGUCGUUCAUCCUCUCCGAAGGGACGCCCAAGAGUCUAUCCCGCUCGAUGCGCAACCUCCGGAUCUCCCUCCUCCUCGGCCAAAUCACCAACACCGACUUUAUCACCUACCGCCUCGCCCUCCUCUCCCGGUACGAAGAACUACGCAAACUCGAGAUCAUGGUCCUCCCCUACGACCCCGGCGCGAGUGCCGCAGUUGCCUUCGACCUCUUUCCCGCCAACGACCUCGCGCCUCCGCCUCUCGACAUGGAUCGCAUCUCGCAGGUUGAGCACCUGACGCUCGGAGGACCGUUGUGCGAUCAGCGAGUCGUUAACGUCUUGCGGGCGUUCGAGGGUCUCGCCGAAGUCACCCUCUACGAUUCCUUCGCAUCGAAACAUGUCGCGGGCGCUGCAGCCGCCAUCGACACGUCAAACUUGCGGUCUCUCCGACUACUGCGCCUCGUCGGAACUCCUCCGCCUGUGGACCUCCCGAUGCAACAGACCGACUGGACGCGCUACGCCAACUUGCGCGAACUCUUCAUCGGCAUGCCCGUCUGCACCGACGAGCUCGCCACGACUCUCGCCGCAGCGCCUCACCUCGAAGAGCUCUAUUUCGGGGGCUACUCGGAUCCUACCGCAAGCCAAAUUCGGCACAUCCUCCACCACCGGCCUCCCUCCCUCCGCCUCCUCUCGCUCUCGCAUGUCACAGGCGAAGUAGGCGAGCCCAUCACUCCCGCCAGCCUUCCCUCCAUCUCCAUCUGGCUCGACGCCGUUCGAGCACUCAACAACGACCCAACAAGCACAAACGUCGUACCCGUCUUUCCACUCCUCGACUGGCGCCUCCCAGCAUGGACCGAAUCCUUCACUCCCUCCGACGCAGAGUCGCUCUUUCCCCUCGCACGACAGGCGGGCAUCACGCUUGCAGGCUCACUCCUCUCGGCGGUUCUGACGACGUACGUUCUGGAGCGGCAGUUGGACGUCUGGCAGGGACAGGUCGAUGUAGGAGGCGAGGAGGCGAUCGAUGAGGAGACGAAGCAGGUGAUGGCUAGUAAGCCGUUUUGGGAUGCGCUGAGUUUGAGGUACAAGGCGAGGUUGCUGGACGAGCGGACUUGGGGGAUUGGCGAGGCGGGAGAGGAUGCGAGGAUGGCGGAGGUGUAG
Molecule: messenger RNA, 1500 nt
Organism: Rhodotorula toruloides NP11
Lineage: Eukaryota; Fungi; Basidiomycota; Microbotryomycetes; Sporidiobolales; Sporidiobolaceae
Exons: 2
Coding region: 1-1500 (499 amino acids)
Source: RefSeq, a predicted model, not a curated record